This is a messenger RNA of Trichoplusia ni (cabbage looper), 2806 nucleotides long. RefSeq names its product protein lethal(2)essential for life-like (gene Hsp20.1). The coding region runs from base 1038 to 1586 and encodes 182 amino acids. Gene Ontology annotation, molecular function: protein folding chaperone. The transcript has a single exon. Lineage: Eukaryota; Metazoa; Arthropoda; Insecta; Lepidoptera; Noctuidae. Gene Ontology annotation, biological process: response to heat; protein refolding. The record is from RefSeq and is a predicted model, not a curated record.
UGCGAGUAUUGAAUUUAAAUGCAAAUUAGAUCAGCACCUAUAUACAGCAAAUAUAUUUACUGUACAUCGUAUUUUAUUUUACUGUAUUUAUUUAACGCGAACUUUGCUAUAUUUCUCUCCCUAAAUAAAUUCGACAGUGCAAGUUGCGUGAGUAAUACCCAUUACAAUCGAAUUAAGACAGACACGUAUUUUUAUACUUAUACCAUUAUUUACAAAUUGGUCUAGACUUGCAGGCGUCCUUAUGUCCUUGACCUUAUUGUAUAACUAGUUUUAGUCUUCGGGCCCCACUGGGAGUCUAGCUGUUAGGGUUAACAAUAAUUUAUUACGAAACCUAGACGAUAGGACGAGUAAGGUAUGAAAAAAGUCCUUAUGAAGGUAAGUCAGUUAUUGAUUUUUUAAGGUUUGUAAAUACGUAGGUAGUAUUUUUUUUGGGUAGUUCGAUUUUAAAGUAUGAAAGGAAGAACUUUAUAACGUCGUAGUUCCCAAAAAUCUAGCUUUCAGAGCUCGUAGACAUGACAAGGUGUUAAAUGUCUAAAACUGAAUUGCAUCGAAAUGCAAUGGAAGUAACUUAACCGAAACAUGUAAGCUAAAAAUAAACUUUUCAUUAUCUUUUUUAAAGUAGGUACUCAAAUAAAAAAUGCAGUUACAAUUAAUAAGUAUCAGAUCAAUUGAAUGAAUGCACAAUACCUAUAAAUAGCUUAUUGUGCUGUCACAAGUACAGUGUGACCUCGGAGCGCAUCAUUACAUUACAACGGGGGUCAGUGACUCCGCAGUUUUCAAGGCUGAAGUCUAGAAUGCUCGGGAACACGUCUGGCUCGCCCGAUCGAUAUCCACCCUCCACGCACACAUGCAAGCGAUGCACCUACACACCGACGUACCACCCAUACGAUCAACUGUGACACAACCGACACUGGUAGCCAGAUGGCGCUCACAUCGACCGCUAUAUAAACCCACCGGCCGGCGAAUCCUUAGAUUACUUCAAAUCAACCAACAGGACGAAAACAAGUCUCGUUUGAGUUAUAAAUAAACUCGGAACAAUGUCUUUGUUACCUUUCGUACUCGGAGCCGCCCCUCACCGCCUCAUCGACCAGGACUUCGGGUUAGCGCUGACCCCUGAUGACCUCCUCACCGCUGUGGUUGCCCCGCUCAUGUCCCGGGACUACUACCGGCCCUGGAGGCAGAUGUCGGUCGCAGCCAGGGAUAUUGGUUCCACCAUCACUUCCAACAAGGACAAGUUCCAGGUCAACUUGGAUGUCCAGCACUUCUCGCCUGAAGAGAUCACUGUGAAGACUGUCGACGGGUACGUGAUCGUCGAAGGCAAGCAUGAGGAGAAGAAGGAUGAGCAUGGGUUCAUCUCACGUCAGUUCACCAGGCGUUAUGCGUUGCCAGAGAACUGUGACCCCGCUACUGUCGAGUCCAGGUUGUCUUCUGACGGUGUACUCCAAAUCAUUGCGCCGAAAGUAGCUUCUACUGGAAAGAACGAGAGAUCUGUCCCCAUCGCUCAGACAGGACCAGUCAGGAAGGAGAUUAAGGACGCUGCGAGCCAGCAGACCCCCCAGUCUGACGCCAACGGUACCUCCAAGUGAACACCUACCUGCAAGAUCAAAAACCCUGCAGCGUUAUUGACGGCUUUGCUUUGCAUUCCUGUUUUUGUUGAAUAUGUGAUAUCAAAAUCGACUGAUGUAUGUAUGUUUUAAUAUAAUUAGCGUUAGUAAUUUUUAAUAAAGAUUCCCAAAUCUAUUCUAUUUCUGUAUUUUAUUUGUUCCCGCAAAAAACUAUGUCCAUAGCAGUGCGAAAUCUCGCUUUACAUGUUGACUAUACACACAUUGUCUGCGGUACCCCAUACUGAUAACUGUAACUUACGCUUAGACUAACAAAACUAUCAAUGCUAUUUAUAUGUAAGUCUCUCUCCAAUUCUACAGUUAAAAACAACAAUGUCAUGCCUACAUUCAUUAAACUUUUAUGCAGAUUACAGAAUGAAUCAAUAUAAACAAAAAGUUAUGUUAUCACAUUGCGUGCAGUAAUUAAAAUUUAUUUAUAUAACACAAUGUUGCUAGCGAAUGGAAAGGUAAAAACCACAGUCAAUCCGACUCGAGAAUGUCGCUGCUUACCCCUUUUACAAACAUACCAUAGAUACUGUACCUACAGUGCCUCUAUAUGGUCUAUGGUAGAUAGGAGUGUCAAUAUGGGGGAUUUCGUAAUGUAUCGCAAGACUCCAGUUUGUAAGUCUAUACUUCAAGCUUAUAUAUUAUGUAGGUACGACUAUAUAAGCAGUUUUAAAUAGAUGCAAAUAUAUUGAGGUUUUGAGAUUAGCACAGGAACAAUAAUUUGUAUCUAUGUAUUUACGUAUGCCCAAUGGUGGGAAGACAAGAACAAGGGAUUAUGAGAAAUCCUUCCAUGAAAUCUGAUUUUACACGUCAGAAAUCUGCCGUAAUUCAAAGAAAUAUUCUCAUUGUUCGUAAGAACUAUUGAUUUGUAGUGAGCUCAUUGUCUGUAAGGAAUGUUUGUCGGGGAUCGAGUGACAUACAGUUUUGUUUGCUGUGUUUUGUCUAGAACAAGAAUGUUAUGAAUUUGAUAUGUUUGAAACACGUAUGUUUGAAAUUCAGACUUUUUAUUUCAAAGUAAAAAUGAGACUGAGUUAUUAUUUAUGUUUUUGGGUAUUUCUAUUAGUGAAUAUUACUGAAACAGUUUUUAUUUCUCCCGAAGCAAGAUAUUUUUAAUUAGGAAGCGGUGCAGGGUGUUCGAAUAUGGGUGCUGUUCAAAAUGUACUUAAUUAAUUGAAUGAUUUUUGAUGUUUUUUUUUUUU